Effrenium voratum is the source of this 1626-nucleotide messenger RNA. Lineage: Eukaryota; Dinophyceae; Suessiales; Symbiodiniaceae. The record is from the annotation of a GenBank genome assembly.
UCGCAUGAACCGGGCACCGCGGGUUUUUCCAUGUGGAUGACCCCCACGUCCGGAGAGCGACCAUGUCAUGGCGCACCCGCAGCAGAAGCCCCCGACGCGAAGGUGACAUGGAGACGGCCCUGGAGGACGGCAGGUACAUUUGCUCGCUGCUGGCCAUGCCGAGGCCGCUGGGCCUGCUGAAGGCCCGCGACGCGCAGCUGGACGCGGGCGGCAGAGAUCUGCCGCGGCGCAGCAAGGGCCGGAAGCGGCGGCACCUGCUGGAGGCCUUCCGGGGCUUCUUUCAGCGCCUCUGCGGGGAGACGAAGGAACACAGCGAGCCGGAGAAGGCGCACCUCUUCCUGUCGUGCUGGGCCGCGGCCUGCAGCUGGGACCAGGACUUUGCGGCCUUCGACUGCUGGAACCAGGUGGCGACUCGCCCGCAGGCGGCUGAGAUGCUGCCGCAGCUGAGGGAGCUGCUUCCAGAGGUGCCUUCCAUCUUCGGGCUCUUCGCCUUUCUGCAGGUCGCCGAGAUCUUGGUCGACAGCGAGGAGAAGAGGGCCACCAAGGCCGCCGUCUAUCGCCAGAUGCAGCUGCGCUUGCAAGCCUCCGGCGCCACCUGCCCGGUGUGCCUGGAAGAGUUGUCCGCGGAGACGCUGCUGGUCUCCCCCUGCUCCCACGGGGUCCACUGGAGCUGCUACGUGAGCUCGGUGCGCGCCAAGACGGCGCAAGCCGGGCGCUGCCUCAUCUGCCGGAAGGUGUGCAACUGGUCUAACAUCCUCAUUGGCCGGCUCGUCCGCGAGUUUCAAGGCUUCAUGUUGCCGAUGAUCAUGGAGGAGAAUUGGGCCUCCGCCACAGAGGACCCCCCGGGGGAGUUCCUGGUGGCCUCGGUGUGCGCGGACCUCUCGGAGCAGCUGCCGCUGCUGGAGGAGGUGUCCAUGACGCAGGAGUGCUUCAGCGCUUUGUACUCCUCGCACAAGAUCGAGGUGAGUCCUCAGGGCACUUGGGUGGUGGCCAAAGAGCUGUUCCUGGACAACCGCUGCGGGCGGGGCGCCUUGGCGGGGCUCGGCCUGGAGGCGGUCGCGAAGGUCGCGCCUGCCGCGGUCAAGCUGCCGGUGGCCUCCUCGCUGGUGUCGCUCUCCGCCCUGGACGGCAGCGUGGUCUUCGACGAGUUUCAGCUGCAGGAGGCCAAUGCCUUUCAGCCUGCGGCCUUGUUCAAACUGGCGGGCCUUGAAAAUGGCGCGCGGCUGGUGUGGCGGGUUCCGCUGCCCAUGCAGCUGUUUUGGAACUCCGACUUCCACAGCAAGUUGGACGCGAGCGGCAUCCACGUUUCGGAGGACUUCCUGCUGGACCUGCUGCGACACCCGGAGCCCGAGAUCUUCGGGCGCCUGUCGCUGGUCGAGGAAGACUCUUCUGAGGAGCUGUAGUUCGUGAUGGGGCCCUGCCUCUUGCAAGAAACGCGGCUUUUCUACUCUCCCGGCGAUUCCGAUUCCAGCUCCCACCUGAUAUGGGAAGAGCAAGUUCCUCUUAGCUGGUAACUUCUAGGUUUCGCCUUGGGGAGGGUACACAUUCUGUAUUGCGGUGCAAUUCUAGUCCCUCAAAUUGAAGCGGGCAAAAAGUAAGCUUGGUGUUCCAAGCAGACGCAAGUCG